Messenger RNA from Toxoplasma gondii ME49, 2467 nucleotides. RefSeq lists its product as hypothetical. The coding region runs from base 710 to 1873 and encodes 387 amino acids. The record is from RefSeq and is a predicted model, not a curated record. NCBI's taxonomy places the organism in Eukaryota, Apicomplexa, Conoidasida, Eucoccidiorida, Sarcocystidae. The transcript has 5 exons.
AGAGGGAUGCGGUGAAGCGCGCGUAGAGAGGUACACACAUCCCCUGACUGGAGAAUCUGAAGACAACCAGACAACAGUGAGAGUGAAAUGUACACCAAGAAGUAUACACAUACUCUAAAAAAAUUCGGUUGCCGUUGCUAUAACUCGAAAGGCCGAAAUUCAUAAAGACAAGACAAAUUCCAAAUGCGGAGUACUUUCCAGCUUUGGCGGAAGCCCGAUUCUUCGGUCGCGCUGGUCAACCCUGUCUCGCCUCCUCGCUUCCUGUCUUCGAUUUCAGAGACAUGUCGGGCGUUGCAUGGAAGAAAAAAACCUCACUUUUCGACGCAAAGAUCGUUUGCGCAAAUGCAUCACGUGGUGUGUGUGGACCGCAAAGCCAAGAGGGCUUCGUUUCCCUGAAACCGAUUGCACUGCAUGGCCGCAUGCACACUGUGCAACUGUCUCGUCGCCUCCUCUCCGCCCAGACCCCCCUUUUCUCGCAGGCACUGAGGCGGAGGUCGCGUUUUUUUUCGAGACCCCUUUUUAAGUUGUUUUCGUUGACCGCGACACAUUAGCAGGGCUUUUCAAUUUUUUUCCUCGUCUUCUACUCGAAGCUCGUCGUUUCGCCUCACCUCGCUCCGGUGUCUUGACACCUGUGCCGCCGGGUCUGUGUGAGUUGAACUCACACCGGCCUGCUGUGUCUCUUGUCUCCCGCGUUUCACCCUCGACGCAAAUGGCGGGCGUUUUUUUCCGCUUUUCCUUCUCGGCCUUCCCCGCGAGGCUUCUCUGUGCCUCCGUCUCUCGCCUCUGCAUCUUGUCUGCCUGCAGUCCUCUCCUCUCUGGGCUAGUCGUCUCUCUCCUCCUCACUGCCGCAUGCGCCUUCCAGUUCCAGUCCUUCGUCCCCGGCGUGAGGCCUGCCCCCCUGAGUUCGAGGCUCGCCACCAGCGCCUACAUUUCCACUCCGCCGGUGCCGUCGCUGCCUCGCCUGUCGUCCUCGACGCAUGGCCUCGGAGUUUCAGAGCAGAAGAGCUCUGCGUCGAAAAGCUCUUUCCAUGAAGACAGAAUACUCGCGACUGUCCCCCCCGGCCUUGCAUCCCUCGCAUCUGCUCCCAGCGAGAUUAACGGCUGCCUCCGGAGCCCCGCUCUAGGCGCCGCCCCGGGGUGUACAGACACCGGAAACGACGCCGAGGCGACCCCGCUGGCGAUGACUCUCCGGUCCUACCUGCGGUGUCACAUGUCGCUGCUCUCGGACACCUCGCCUGCCUUUAACAACGGAAACUUGAUGUUUCUUUUUCGCGCUGCGGACGCCCACGACCGUCUUCUCUCGCCUCUGGAACUCCACACGAACGUCCACCACCUUCCUGGCGCGGACGCCGCGCGAGUUAUGGUGGCUCUGGAGCCCGAGGCUCUGGAGGCCGCGGGCGCGCAAGCCGACUCGGGUGUCCAGACAGCACAGACCCAGAACUUCCCCCGCGAGCUCCUCAAGUUCGAAGUCCGCCGCCUUCACAGACUUCUCCAGUUUGCAUGCGCGGGACAACUUCGGGGGGAAUUCCUCAGCAGGGCUUCUACCAAAGUCAUGCUCGACCUCUUUCAGGAAGCAGACCUCCCGCUUUCGACCGUCCUCGACGCGUUCACUGAGAUGAGCAAGUUCUACGAGAAGAAGAUGCCGGCCGAGGUCUUCAAGACGCACUUCAAGCCUUCCCUUGAUGCGCUUGUCUCCCAGCUGCUCGACAUUCAGAAGGAAUAUGUCGCGGAAGAGAAGAGCCCUCGCCCGGUUUUAAGUGAAGUCACUUUCGAGCCUGAGCCUGACAGUCGCACGCUGACUCCGCUUCUCGUGGACAUCACCACCAUGGGCGACAAAUUGCCGGGAGUUGCAGCGUGGAACAAGAAGGCGUGAGACGGCCAAAGACCGUCUCUGAAGUGUCACCGCAGGCCUGUUCCGCUGGCGGGACCUCAGAGAGAAGCCGAGAGAAACGCAUGUCUGCGUGGUGACCAAACUUGAAACUCCAUCGGAAUUCCGCAGCUUAGAAGCAGGGAUGCUGGUUCUUCUGUGAGACCCGGGAAAAACCGUUUCGGCGAAACCUCGUUUCUGCAAAUGGAAAAAACUCAAACUUUUCUGAAAAAAAGACCUUCCCGGUCAAGGGUCUCAGCGAUGUCGGCCCGCAGAGUCGCACUCACACUCGGGCGUACAGACACCUCGUCGUUUACCGCUUUACAGAUAGCCUUCGUUUCUUCCCACAGGUGCUGUACAGAGCCUCCUCCCGGACCUCGUCCACUUACAGCCGCUCAGCUGUACAGACGUUUUUCGUGACAUCCAGCCCCGUUCUUUCACACAGGCAGAGGCUGCCUUUAGGAGAACGUUGAUAUGUACGUACACCCCGGUCAAAACGGAGCUUUCAAGCAGAAAGAUCCUGUAAAAACUUUGUACGACAACGUACAUGGCAGAGGUUAUGUGCGCAGAUACCCGGACACCCGUCUUGAUACACAGAUA